Messenger RNA from Nicotiana attenuata, 1499 nucleotides. Its product is annotated as mitogen-activated protein kinase kinase kinase NPK1-like. Gene Ontology annotation, molecular function: protein kinase activity; ATP binding. The record is from RefSeq and is a predicted model, not a curated record. The coding region runs from base 103 to 1185 and encodes 360 amino acids. The transcript has a single exon. Gene Ontology annotation, biological process: protein phosphorylation. Lineage: Eukaryota; Viridiplantae; Streptophyta; Magnoliopsida; Solanales; Solanaceae.
UGCGUUAAACAGAGUUCCUUGUGACUUGCGGCCUACUCUCUUCUCUCACAUUCUUCUUCCUAUUCUACCAAAAAAAGCCUAAAUUUUACCAAAUUUUAUCUCAUGGAUUGGGUUCGUGGUGAAGCUGUUGGUCAAGGAAGUUUUGGAAAAGUCAGUUUUGCAAUACCCAAAAAACAGAGUACCCAAAUUCUUCCAUUGAUGGUAGUGAAAUCAUCUGGGGUUUCUCAGUCGGCUACCCUCAUCAACGAGAAGAAAAUUUUGGAUGAACUUAAAAGUUGCCCUGAAAUUAUCCGCUGCUUUGGUGAUAGUUAUUCAUUCGAAAACGGCGAAAAUUUGUACAAUGUUUUAUUAGAGUAUGCUUCUGGAGGUUCCUUAGCAGAUAAACUCAAGAAUUCGAAAAAUCAAAGGUUGUCGGAAUUUGAAGUUAAAGGAUACACAAAGGGUAUGCUCAGAGGGUUAGAGUAUAUUCAUGAAAUUGGUUACGUUCAUUGUGAUAUAAAGCUUCAAAAUAUUCUUUUAGGCCAAGAUGGUAAAGUGAAAAUUGCUGAUUUUGGAUUAGCAAAGAGAGUUGGAACCAAGAAGGAUGAUAAUUUGCGAUGUGAAUUAAGAGGUACCCCAUUGUACAUGUCGCCGGAGAUGGUCACCGGCGGCGAACAGGGUACGGCGGCGGAUAUAUGGGCACUUGGGUGUGUGGUGGCUGAGAUGGUUACCGGAGUUCCAGCUUGGAAAUUCUCAGAUGUUACACAACUGUUACUGGCAAUUGGAGUAAAAAAUCAGUUGCCUCAAAUCCCAGAGAAAUUAUCAGAAGAAGGAAAAGAUUUUUUAGAAAAGUGCUUUGUAAAAGAUCCGAGUAAGAGAUGGACGGCUGAGAUGCUUUUAAAUCAUCCCUUUGUGGCGGCUGAUCAUGAUUAUUAUGGCACUGUUACAUUCAAUGAAGAAAAUAAGAGUGAAAUUCCAUCAACAUCUCCUAAAUGUCCAUUUGAUUUCCCAGAUUGGGUUUCUGAUCAAUUACCGGAAACAUGUUCAAUUACUUGUCUGCCCUCGUCGGAAAAUCAAGAAAAGCUGAAUUUGAACACUGGGUCAUGGUACAAUUCAGCGGCGGAGAGGCUCCGAGGACUAGUGAGUGAAAUUAGACCUAAAUUCACUGAAUGGUCUUCUGCUGAUGAUUGGGUCAAUGUUAGGUGAUUUUUUUCAAGAGAAAAGCCAGAGGAAGAUGCCGAUUUUCCAAUUUUCCAAUUUUUUGAGGAUAUGUUUUAGGCCUCUGGUUUUAUUUUUAUUUUUUACCCUUUAGUGAUUAGGCAGUUAGGCUAGUCCAAUUCUUUUUACUAUUUUUUUAUUGUACAUGAAAUUGGUUUCCACAUACAAUACAAUAGGUUCUGACUUUUUAUCAAGACAACUGAUUUGCGCUCAACAAAGUGUACAGUGUUGGAUUAUAAUUGUAUUGAAUAGUGAUUGAUUUCUCGGAAUGGGAAUUGCAGAAUGGCAAUGGUGCACUUGUG